AUGUUUCUUGCGACACCAAGUCGAGCUGUGGCGCCUGUCCCACAACUGGCACGGGCUUGGCAAAGACCUAAACUCGGUCAACACCGGCUGGCGGCCAGCUGUGCUGCGGUCCUGGCUUCGAGCCGUCUUCGGCGAGUCACCAUGUUUUGGCAACGCCCGAUGCCUGACAAAGACUUGCCAGAGCCACUCCGUGCCAGCGAUGGAUUGAGUGCAGAUGCUGCACCUGAAGAUGUCUUUACCCAUGAUACUAUCACCAACAGGAUGCCAAAGAUUUUAGAUUCGGUCCUAGCAAAGCUUCCAGCUGAAUUCCAAACAGCUCCCGUUGUUGAAGGUGUGCGCAGACUGCAAGAGGAAAUGAGAAGCGAUGCUCAGUUGAAGUUCUUGAUGAGCGGCAGUGCUAGAGUGGGGUCGAAGUCGUGGAAUCCGCAUCUUUCGGAGUUUAUUGAGAAAGGUGAAGGAUGGCACACAGCACCUUGGUGGCUCGUGGAGAACUACAUGUACAAGCGCCUUUUGGAGGAGUUGGAGAACUGCGCUGAGGCCACCAGCUAUGACCCGUUUGAGCCGGUGAAGUUUCAGGCGUUGGAGCAAGCGGAGGAAUCGUUGCAGGCGUCCCUAGCACCACUGAUGGAUGUUGUCGCUGAAGCAAAGAGCUCUGAGAAGGUCAAAGAUGCUUUAGAUGCAACCAUUCUCAGAUCUUUGUGGGGCAACCAAGCCGAUUUGUCACUAAGCGCUGGUGAAGUUGCAGCCGUCAAGGGGGGCGCGGUGGACAGCUUGGUCUCUGACCACCGUGGCGUUGCGGUGGAAUUGCUGAGCAGUGCGACAGACGUCAUUGUUGUCCUGGACAACCAUGGCCUGGAAGUUCUUUGCGAUUUGGUGUUGGUGGAUAGUAUCCUGCGACUCACAACCGCGUCCGUGACCCUACAUGUCAAAGAUGCCCCUGUUUUCGUAUCUGAUGUGACCCAGAAGGAUGUGCCCGAGGUGCUGCAGUGGCUGGAGCCCCGAUUGCCAGUGCUCGCUGAGAGGCUGAAGCAGAGCCAAGCGGAUGGUCGGCUGAGGGUAAAGGCCCACGACUUUUACACUGGAGGCAGAGCAUUCUGGGAACUGCCCCAAGACUUGCAAGAGGAUUACGCUGAGGCAGUGGUGAUUCUGAAAGGUGACGCAAACUACAGGAGACUCCUAGGUGACUUGCACUGGCCGUAUGACACGGACUUUGUGGACUUUGCCAGGAGUUUCUGGAAAGGGAAAGGGCUGAUUUGCUUGCGGACCAUGAAAAGCGGUGUUGCUUUGGGCAUCAGUGAAGGCGAGCAAAACAGGGCGAAGUCGGCCCACCCCGAUGAUUGGCUCACAUCAGGGACCUACGGACAAGUUCUUGCAUUUCAACGAUGA
This is a messenger RNA of Durusdinium trenchii, 1386 nucleotides long. NCBI's taxonomy places the organism in Eukaryota, Dinophyceae, Suessiales, Symbiodiniaceae. The record is from the annotation of a GenBank genome assembly.